Messenger RNA from Hyaloscypha bicolor E, 985 nucleotides. RefSeq lists its product as uncharacterized. Bases 1 to 687 code for a protein of 228 amino acids. The record is from RefSeq and is a predicted model, not a curated record. NCBI's taxonomy places the organism in Eukaryota, Fungi, Ascomycota, Leotiomycetes, Helotiales, Hyaloscyphaceae. The transcript has a single exon.
AUGCAUUUGGGAAUCGAUCUUAGUUCCCGCUUCUUUGCGGCCCAGCACCCACAGGCCAGUGCCACACCACCUACAACUAUCGAAGAUAGAUCCAGCUCCGGAUCAACUACCGACCCUGGGGCAUCCUGUACCGAUACCUCGGUUAGGAACCAGGUUAUGGAGCUUGCGGACUCUGAUGAGGAGUCAAGUUGGGAUGAAACAGCCACUCUUCCUGAUGUGGCCACCUCAAUUCGAAUGAUUGGGAACUGUACAAAGGAAGUGUAUCCACUGACUCGCAAUGUUUCUUUGUUUGACGUGUCCAACGCCUCGGAUAACCCGUCCGUAGCUUCAGAAUGUGUGCAAAUAUGGUCUGACGAGGACGACAAUGGUAGUCAAGAGCCGCCUUCGGCCUCCAUGCCUGCUUAUGGGGCUUCUCUUGCGGUAUGGAAAGAUGUUCUGUCUGAUCCCAGAUCGUCUAUUUGGAAAGGUCGGGCUGGUGCUAAAGUAGCUGUUGUUUUGCAAAAGAGCAACACGAACAAAGAGAGGGUGGACAAAGGACCGACUCUUCACGUUUUAUCCGUCUCGGAGGAGAAUGCCAUUGCUGGAAGGAAGGAUCAACCCUCGAAGGGGGUAUCGACGUCGAGGGAUCGGACAGAGAGUCGUCUAUGGCAUGGUGGAGGUGGGUUCGAUUUCCUGGUCGUUGUCUGAUGUGGUCUGCAAGCUGCAGCCAGUGCCUAGUUCUGAUUAGCAAUUGUCGUUGGUGCUUUGAUGGAGGGGUGUGCUCUUCCUAGAUGGUAGGGUUACUCCUCUAUGAAGUUAUCCCUGGUGUCCUUAAGUGAAGCCUCAUGAUAGGGUUUGAGAGAUAAAUCUUCAACUGUCUUAAUCUAAGGACGAGCUCGCCGACGGCGUCGGUGUAUCCUUUCUCCUUAGCUUGGAGUCGCGUUAGUCAGUGCUUGCUCGCUUGCAAGUGGCCCUCAACGGUGGUCUGCCGACAUAUAGGAAUUUC